This is a messenger RNA of Musa acuminata AAA Group (dessert banana), 2207 nucleotides long. Its product is annotated as serine/threonine-protein kinase STY46. Lineage: Eukaryota; Viridiplantae; Streptophyta; Magnoliopsida; Zingiberales; Musaceae. The coding region runs from base 217 to 2013 and encodes 598 amino acids. Gene Ontology annotation, biological process: protein phosphorylation; signal transduction. Gene Ontology annotation, cellular component: cytoplasm. The record is from RefSeq and is a predicted model, not a curated record. The transcript is spliced from 3 exons. Gene Ontology annotation, molecular function: ATP binding; protein kinase activity.
CCUACCUACCCAUUUACUGCCGCUUCUACCCAUGUGCGUCCUAUUUAACUCUUCUGCGCCAUUACAGGCGUCAGAGCAAUAUCACAUGCACCCUUCACUCCCCACCACCACCUCCUCCUCCUCCUCCUCCUCCUCCAUCACCACCAUCCGCUCCUCUCCCUAGCAUUCAAACCGUACAGCUUCUUCCCGCAGUUCCGUUCUGUACCUUGCGGUGGCAUGGCAGCGGCGCUGGAGUGUUGGUCCGGGAGGCCGAGCACGGACGAGGACACGGUGGAGCAGGUCCUCAUGCAGACUCAGGACCGGUCCGAGGCCUUCCACCGUUCCUCCGCCGCUUCCGCCGCCGCCGCCGCGGCCUCCCCGGCCUGCAACUCCUCCUCCGCCUCCUCCUCCUCUUCCUCCUCGACCUCCUCUUCCCCGCCUUCCCCCUCCGCCGCCCUCCCGCCUCCCAAGAAAUGGCAGCGCCUCGGCCGCAACUUCGCCGGCGCUAUCGCCGCCCUCCGCAGCUCCCUCAACAUCGAUCCUUCCCGCGACCCCUCGCCCUCGCGCUUCGACCGCCUCCUCCGCGGCGUCGGCCUCGCCCGCAAUCCCGGCGGCCUGCCCCCCGACAAGCUCGUCUCCAGCGUCCGCCGCCACUUCGACUCGCUGCCCAACAGCUACGCUCAAGCAGGAUUCGACAUGAAAGACGUGCUUCUGCAUCUGAGAUUGAUGGAGCAGGCGUCGGCGGACGACCAUCCUGCGAUCCACAUUCAAGAGACGGACAGCAAUGGCGGAGCCGAGGGAUCGGUUUUCAAGCUCACAUUCGCCUGCAGCGCCCCGCUGUCAUGGCCGGCGAUGUCCGGAACGCUGGAUAGCUCUUCGAUCUGCUGCAAGAAGAUCCAGAUCUUCGAGAAGAAGGGCUUGACGCUCGGGGUCGUCACCGUCUUGGUCCAGCAGGGGAACGAGAGGCACUUCAAGGCCCGGAUCGAGGCCUCGCUGAAGGCGGCGGUGAAGAAGCCCAAAAACAACGGGGUGAAGCUCCCGUUCGGGUUGUGCGGAUGCCAAGAGGAGAGCUCGCGGAACGUCGAGGAGGACGCUCAGUUCGACGGGGACGACGGGCGAGGAUCCGACGGCGAGCGGCUCCGCCGGGUUCAACUGCCGUGCCCUCUGCCGAUGUCUUCCGUCGUCGUCUCGAUCGACGAGUGGCAGAGCAUCCGGUCGGGCGGGGACGAGAUGGGGAGGUGGGUUCUGAGCUCCGACGAGGUCGAGCUGGUCGACCGGGUGCGGCCCAAUUCGUUCAGGGGUGCAUACAGGGGGAGGAGGGUGUGGGUGAAGAAGCUGCGGGGCUGCGAGAGGGGAAGCGCGUACGAGAUCGAGAUCAGGCAGGACCUACUGCAGCUGAUGAGCUGCGGGCAGAGGAACAUCCUCCAAUUCUAUGGCAUCUUCUUCGAAGAGAACGAGGGGCUGUGUGUGGUCACCAAGAUGCUGGAUGGAGGAUCCCUGCACGAUGUCAUCCAGAAGAACAAGAAUGUGGCGAUCAGGGAGGUGAUGCGGAUUGCGCUCGAUGUCGCGGAAGGGCUCAUGUUCAUGAACAAUCAUGGAGUGGCUUAUAGGGAUCUCAACACACACAGGAUUCUCUUGGACAGGCAGAAGAAUGCUUGUCUCGGUGACAUGGGCAUAGUUACCUCUUGUAACAAUGUCGGCGAGGUCACCGAGUAUGAGAUGGCCGGAUACCGGUGGUUGGCUCCUGAGAUAAUCGCGGGGGACCCCGAGAGUGUGACAGAGACUUGGAUGAGCAAUGUGUAUAGUUAUGGCAUGGUGCUUUGGGAGAUGGUAACCGGCGAGGCUGCUUACUCUUCAUAUUCACCGGUUCAAGCAGCAGUGGGGAUCGCAACGUGUGGGCUGAGACCUGAAAUACCUAAAGACUGCCCACAGGUUCUGCGGUCGCUGAUGCAGAGAUGCUGGAACAAUAACCCUGCAAAGCGGCCUCAGUUUGCAGAAAUCAUCGCAAUCCUAAACAGGCAAAACGUUCGAUGAGCCGCUCGAACCUUCCCUUCUUUUUAUUUUAAGCGUUAACGGAAAGCUUUCUACCCUACUGUGGAUUUGGUAUGUUCUUUCUUUGCAAGAGAAUGCUUUUUCUUUUUUUGUUCUGUCAUCGUAUCGAAAGCUGAAAAAUGCAAAUGUGCCAUAUGACAUGGUAUCUAUUACUUUAUUUAUUUGAUUUUUUUUUU